AUGUCUGGCAGGCGGGACAGCCUCUCUCCUCCUGAGAGGAGCGGCACCCAAGAUCCUGGAGCGCGGGAGCUAGAUUCUGAAUCCGAGGACCACUUCUCCGACGCUCAGUCCGCCCCUCAUAGCCCAAGUGCUUCCCCUGUUCCCAAGCUUCGAGUGGAGAAGACCAGCAAUGAGCCUUCCUAUGGCGAAGUCCCCGGGACGGAGGCGUACAAAUUGCGGCAGGAGGAUGCUGAGCCGGAUGAGAUAGCGGUUGUAACCGAGGAGCAGAAGGCGGUUCAAGAGGAGGAAGAGCUCAGAUCACCCACUCCUGGCGGCCGUCCCAUCCCCAAGACUGUGGUUGAAGAGAGCGACGGCAAUACGGAGGAACAGUCCCACCCAGAGAAGAAGUACACGGCGGACACGCCAGCAGAUCUUGUUCUCAAGGCUGAUGGGUCGUCGGACGGGGAAGAGGGAACUGAUGAAGAACCAAUAUCACCAGCAUUGUCCUCGCCACAGUCCGUCCGCUCAAGACGAAAGUCCUCUGUUGCCAAUCACGAUGGUGCUGAAGAUGAUGGCUUCGGAGAUGACUUUGACGACUUCGAGGACGGUGACGACGACGCGGACUUCGGCGACUUUGACGAUGGCUUCCAGGAGCCCGAAACACCUGCCGCCCCUCCAUCAUCAGCACCGGCUGUGCAGCCCUUAUCUUUUCCCAUACCGGACUUCGACGGCAUGGACACGGACGACAUACUCAGCACCACAGAACCCUACCUCAAUGCCCUCUUUCCCACAACAGCAGAUGACGAGGGCAUCACAAUAACACCACCACCAAAAGACAACCCAAUAUUCCUCACCCCUCGCUCCGCCUCCCUCUGGUCCCAACUCGUCGCCCCACCACCGCUUCAACCUCCAGACUGGAUCCGCUCACGCAUUAGGCGACUCUUCCUCGUCUCGCUUGGUGUUCCCGUCGACCUGGACGAGAUCCUUCCCGCAUCAAAACAGAAGAAAUUGGUACUACCCUCAGUCCACUCACCCAGAACGUCCAACGACUCCCGCCGAUCAGGUUCCAAGGGACCCUCUCGCCUCAAGACCCCACAGCCAGGGCAGGAGGGCGGCCGCGCCUCAGAUUCAGGGGACGGGACUGGCGGAGGGGGAGGGGGAGGGGGAGGUGGCGGAGGAGGGGGGGCGCGCACGGGGACGAAGCGCAAGGCACCGCCGCCCGAGUUUGACCUGGUGGCCGCGAAGCAGCUGUGCGCGACUACGGACGAGGCCCUGGACGGGAUGACGGACGCGGAGCUCAAGGAGCACGUCAAGAGGCUCGAGGGCCUGGACGGCACCGCCAAGGCGGUCCUGGACUACUGGCAGCAGAGGACGGACGAGCAGAUCGGGGAGAGGGAGGCGUUCGAGGGGGUGAUUGAGAACCUGGUGAAGCACGCCCGCAAGACGAGGAAGUAA
This is a messenger RNA of Diaporthe citri, 1434 nucleotides long. RefSeq lists its product as uncharacterized. The transcript has 4 exons. The coding region runs from base 1 to 1434 and encodes 477 amino acids. NCBI's taxonomy places the organism in Eukaryota, Fungi, Ascomycota, Sordariomycetes, Diaporthales, Diaporthaceae. The record is from RefSeq and is a predicted model, not a curated record.